CGCAGGCAGAUGCGCGGGUUUGGCUCUGCCGUGCGCGCCCCCCCGCUGGCGCUCAGCCCUCGGGGGCGUGCGGGGGGAGGCAGCCCCUGCGCGGGGAGGUAGGACCCUGCGCCGAGCCCCUCCCCGCCGUGGAGUCGGAGAAGAGAUGCCCAACUUUCCCCUUCCUCCCCGGCGGCGCGGCGCGGGGCGCGGAGCGCGGAGCCGGGCGGGCGGCGGCGGGGCUGGAGCGCGGCGCAGCGGGCAGCGGGGGGAACCCGCCGCCGCCCCCGGCCCGGCCCCGCGCUGAGCCCCGCCGGGGCAGCCGCACCGCCGCUGCCGCCCCCGGGGCCGGUCCUCGCCUCGCCGAGAUGCCCGGGACGGUGCUGCUGCUCUGCCUGGCCCUCGGGCCGGUCCUGCGCGCCAGGUGUGAGAGCACAGAGGAAUAUGAUUACGAUUACCUCAGCAUCAAUAAAACCUGGGUUCUCACCCCGAAGGCACAGGAGACUGAUGCUACGCAGAUCCUCAACUCACUGCUGAAGAACUAUGACAACAAGCUGAGGCCCGACAUUGGCAUCAAGCCCACGUAUAUUGAUGUGGAUAUCUACGUGAACAGCAUCGGGCCAGUGUCUGUCAUCCAGAUGGAAUACACCAUUGAUAUCUUCUUUGCUCAGACGUGGUAUGACCGGCGUCUUCGUUUCAACAGCACCUUGAAGGCCCUCACACUGAACACCAACAUGGUGAGCCGCAUCUGGAUCCCAGAUACCUUUUUUAGGAACUCCAAGCGGGCCGAUUCCCACUGGAUAACCACUCCUAAUCAGCUCCUCCGCAUUUGGAAUGACGGAAAAGUGCUCUACACACUCAGGCUGACAAUUGAGGCUGAAUGUCUGCUCCAGCUGCAGAAUUUCCCAAUGGAUACUCACUCCUGCCCUUUGGUUUUUUCCAGUUAUGGUUACCCACGUGAGGAGAUUGUCUAUCGCUGGAGGCGCUACUCCAUUGAGGUCUCCGACCAGCGCACCUGGAGGCUCUACCAGUUUGACUUCACAGGGCUCAGGAACACCUCAGAAGUUCUCAGGACAGGGGCAGGGGAGUACAUGGUGAUGACAGUUUCUUUUGAUCUGAGUAGACGUAUGGGUUAUUUUGCCAUUCAGACCUACAUUCCCUGCAUCCUGACUGUUGUUCUUUCCUGGGUUUCCUUCUGGAUCAAGAGAGAUUCUACGCCAGCCAGGACAUCUCUGGGUAUCACAACUGUGUUAACGAUGACCACCCUGAGUACCAUUUCCCGCAAGCACCUUCCUCGUGUUUCCUAUAUCACAGCCAUGGACCUCUUUGUCUCUGUGUGCUUCAUCUUCGUCUUUGCAGCUCUCAUGGAGUAUGCUACACUCAACUACCUGGUGGGGAACAAGAAACCACUUGAGCACAACAAUAGGAAAGCCAGGCUGCCGCCUGCCGGUGCACAGGUGAUGCCAUCCUUUACCACCAUCAAUAUCAACAACAUCAUGCACUGGCCCCCAGAGAUAGAGGAGGAUGAGGAUGAAGACCCUGGAUCCCCAUGCCUGGAAGGAAAGGAAUGCGAGAGGUUCUUCUGCUGCUUUGAGGACUGUCAGACAGGAAUGUGGCGGGAGGGGCGGGUCCGCAUUCACAUCUCCCGCCUGGACUCUUACUCUCGUGUCUUCUUCCCCACUGCCUUCCUGCUCUUCAACAUUGUCUACUGGAUUGCCUAUCUCUAUCUCUAGCCAUUCUUUGUCCUCAGCUGGAAUGGACUGGAAAUCAGCAAGAUGGGCUUCUCAAGGAGCAUAGAGAACAGCAUCUCUUCCAUUGUAGUCGAUUGUCGGUCUGAGCACUCCAACCUGGCGAUUCCCUUUUCCUGCUCUCUCAUCUCUUCUGAGAAGAACCAGACAGCUUUUUUUAUCCUUCUAACAUACCUUUUUAGAGAAUCUACCCUUCCCAAACAACCACCUCUCCAGCACCACCAGCAUUUUACUCCUUGUAAGAUUUUUCCAAAAACAUCCUUUUCCCAUCUCGAACAUUAGGGAUUUUGUCAAAAACAAAAACCUUAAUGCAUUUCAUUUUUCUAUCCAAUCCUACUCCAAAAUUCCAUCGGAAUUGAUGGCAAAUGGAGUUUUCUGCAUAGUUAUUCAGACUGAAAAGGAAAUAAAGUAGAUCUUACAACUUCUGCACCACUUCCACCAGAAAAGACUUUGUGGAGUGCUAGAGGCUUGGAAAGGUCAGAAGGAAAGAAGUGUGAAAGAUGAUAGCAGUAUAGCUUUCCCACAGCAGCUGGGCUUGGCUAAAAUGUUUUUAACCUGGCCAGAAAGCUGACAGUGGCACUGACAAGGAGGGAGUAGCUGCAAGCCUCCACCAGCUCCCCACAGAAUAUCUGUGGAGCAUUCCUCAUGGAGCACUCCACGUGUUGUACCAAGUGGCACCCAAGGCAUACACCCACUGAGGCGUUGCUGAUUUUCAUCAGACGGUAGUAAAAAGCACUUCACAAAUUUGAAGGGCCCAUCUCCCUUACUGAGCAGACUCUUCAGGGCCCACGAUGACAUUCUGCUUUGUGAUCAGGACUUUGAGCAGGCUGUGCAGCUUAUGUUGGGCACAGCCAAAACAGGGAGAAAGUCCUUAUGCUACAAGACUAGAAGCAGUCUCAUGAGCCAGUUGUGAGGCAGUUUUCUUUGGCCUGUCUCAUGUGAGCUGGGCCCUAUUGUACCAUGCAUCUCAGCAGGGCACUGCUCUCCUUCACAAUGACACUUGCUGGAACCAUCAGAUCUGUGCUUGGUAGUAGGUGCUAACCUGAGAAAGGGGUGCUAGAAAAGGGAACACAAUCAUCUACCAGUACUGCACCUAGGAGUGGCGGGGACAGAGCAUUCCUGCAGCUCAGAUGCAUUUCCUUAAUUAUCUUUUGUAGGAAUUACAUAAAAAAGCAGACUUCCUAAAACUGUAUGACUCCUCCCAGUUGCCACCAAUACUUGCCCGCUUUCUUCCCAAAAUCAGGAAGUGGAGUGAGUCAUCCUUGGUAGAUUUCAGGAAGGUCAGACAUAGUGAGAUGGUUCCUAAUGGUCCAUCUUAAAGGGCUAGAGAAGUGCAUAAUAUGGUUUCAGCUGGAAAGAAACUGCAUAAUGUAGAAGAGGAAACUCAGGCCCAAGGUCCAUAAUGUGUAAAUCAGCUGCCUCCCCAUUUAUAUCAACUGUUGAUGUGGUCCACAGCAUGAUUGUGAAAAGCAAGGUGCCAUUAAUAGUUACUUACUGUGUAAAUUGCAAGAAAAAAAAAAAUUUUAGAAACAGCAUGUUUUAGAAAUAAUCAGUACUUAAAAGGCUUGUCACAAGACUAAAUCUGGCAUGGCUGCAGAGAAAAAGUUAGGAACAGCUGGCUCACAGGACAGCUUCAGCGGCAGGAGGUUUUACAUAUUCUUAGAGAGCAAUUUGAUCUGGUUUAAAGAUGGAGUUCAAGACUGUUAAAUCUGAUCUGAAUAAUGAAGUGUCAUGUUUAAUUCAUUCAUAAAUACAGCCUUACCUUGGUUCCAGAGGAACAGUUAGAGCGCCUAAUUAAGUAUACAAUAGUACACCACUCAGCUAAGUAUAACCUAAUGGGGUCAGACCAGCAUAGCUCUGGAAGGGGAAAUUGUGCCUGUCUAACCUGUUACAGUUCUUCUUUUAAAACAUCAAGUAAGAGAUAAAGGUUACCUAGAAGCAUAUUUUGCUUAGCUACUCCAACAGCUUUUGAAAGGAUGGAAAGAAAUUAUGGCGGGUGGUUCUAACUGAGGAAAUUGAUUUGGCAAAAGAAUUAUUAAGGAGGUUCUAAUUAGAGGAAAUUAACUGAGGAGACGGGAAAAAAGAAUUGUUAAGGAGGCUCUAAUUAGAGGAAAUUAAUGUUUUAGAGAGAAAGUCACAGAGAGGGAGAAGUCUAAGAAAAGAAUCAAAACAACUUCCAGACAAGGAGAGCUGCUGGGUGACAGCACCGACUCCCAGCCAAGCGGGUUGAUGUUCUGCUCCUGAUAGCAAAGCGCUAUUCAAUGUAGCAACAGAAAAACCUCCUAUGACUCAACCAUACACUGACAGGGAGCUGGAUUAAACAGGGUCCUGUGAUCUCUGUGGGGAGCCAAAAGGAAAGAGCAUCCUAUAUUAAAACUGGCUCAUGCGACAGACUCCGAGUGAAGCAUGUCUUUACAUAUCAGAAGGCAGCUGCUAGCCUGUGCGUGGGAGGGGGCACCCUGGUGGCAAACCAGGGCCCGUGCCAAAUACGCUCAUUAACAGUAUGGUGCCAUAAAAGGUGUGCAGGCAUUGUAGGCUGUGGUGAACACAGGCAGCAAAAUGUGGAAGGGGAGCAGCUGAGAAAGCCAUGGUGGAAGGGAAAAUUUAACAUCCAUGUGCAAAGGAGGCCAAACAUCUGCAACUGACUGUAGCUUCAAAGCACGUGGGAGCCUUGAUGGACUCAGAUGAUCAUCAUGGGCACCAGAGUACAGACUUCAGCCCUGAGAGUAGCAGCUUGUUGAAAUUAGACUUUUUACAGAAUCAGCCCAGAGACAAGCAGGGUGUACAAGAGACCUAAGAGGAUGACAGGGACUUGGGCAAAGCAGACUUGAAAGAUUAUAAGAUUUCACCAAAAAAAGAUAAAGCCAACACACACCUAGGUUAUUUAACCAAUGAUGGAGGAUUUGACAGAGGAAAAUAGCCUAGCGUGGGCUGGAGCACAAGGAAGCUGAUUACUAAGGCUGGGGAAGGAGGAGGGAGGGGGCUUUUUGGCUUAGGGAAAUCUGUCCCCAUCAUAAAUAGCUCAAUAAAUAAAGGCAUGCACAAAUUCAAUCAUGUUUUUAAGUUUCUACAGUAUCUCAAAAAAGGAAAGCUAAGAAAAGGCAGAAAGAAAAAUAUGCCAUUUCUUUUAGUUACUUUUCAAAGUUCCAGUUUCCUGAAAAAAAGGUUUCCCUGCUAUCAGCAGGGAAGCCAGGGCACAGAGAUAUCCAGUAGCCAUGUGUGGCCCUGCUCAGCAAGUUAGUAGGAGCUAAGCCUACUGGUCCCCUCCUAGACUGGCAGAAACAGCCUGCCCUUCCCUGCGUGCUGUGGUUUCUGCCAUCAUGCUGGAGUGGGUUAUGGUACCGCAGCAUCUUUCAGCCCAGGACAGCUGUUGCCUUUUCACCAGUGUCUCCCUAGCUCAGUCCAGAGGACACAGCCCGAGAACAUGGGGCUGAGCAGCCAUGCCGCAGCAGGCAGAAGGGAUGGAGACACCUGGGUGGCUGCACUGCCUGCUCCUCUCACGUAGGUUUUAACUGUCUUCCCCACCCUGGAGGAGCUGCAUAUUGCCACUGUCACAGCCAAAUUGGCACUGGGCUUCCCUCACCUCCUCCCUCCCCCUCCCAGGGACAAGUGAGUCAUCCGCCCACCCCGCAGUGCCUACAGAGGACCUCUGUCAGACAGCUACUACAUAACAAGUUUCCUUGCUGGUGGCCCAAGAGUGCCCGAUGCUGGCUAUCAUGGCUGAUCCCAUAGCAGAAGAGCACACAUUCCAUGUUAGUGAACAUGGUCAGUUCCACCACUCGCUGGACAAUCAGCUCUACAACUUCCAGGAGGAAAUGGGUGAUGAAUUCAUCUGCCAUAUCUGCCUUUAGGCUCUGCUCCAGCCUAUGGACAGCCCCUGUGGACAUAUUUACUGUUUCAGAUGCCCUGAGAACUUCAUGCAGUAUAAACUCGCCCAGUGGAGCAGAAAAAGCUCUCUUUCCAGCACUGCCAGAAGACCAGCCUUUUAGUUUGAAACCGGUUGAACAAGCUGACUGUCUUCUGUCCUUGCAAGGCACAGUGCCAGCAGACAAUGCAGUGGUAUGAACCAGAAGAUCAUCUGCAGAACAGGCAUCCUGGUUUCAAGAUAUACAAAUCUGAACUACAGUAGAAAAAGAAUCCCAAUUCCAAAGGGAAGGAAGAGUCCCCUACCAAGAUGAAGAUAAACACACCCAAGAGGUACCAAGUGAAGGAGCAUCACUUAUGGCAGAAAACCCUGCAGCUGCUGUGGUAUUGCUAGGGACUGCAAAGCCUGGGCUGGUUAAUCUAGCUUUUGAGGACACUGAAGAGGACCUUCCUCAGAGAGUUAGUCUUAUGGCUGAAAUGAACACAAUUGAAAGUCACCAAGAAGACCCAGAGGAAGGGUUGAGGCUAAGGAUAGCUUGGGGUAAAGACACCCCACUAGGAAACACCGUUGUGCAGGAAGUUUUGUGGGAUUCUGUCUUUGCUACAGAUGGAAAUAUAGCACCUGGGGACCAUAUUCUUGAGACGAAUGGUGUCAAGAUCAUCAGUGUGACUCACUGCCAAGCUGUCUCUCCUGUGCUACCCCGGGCUCCGUACUGGGGACAGUUCUGUUUAGUAUCUUUAUCAAUGAUCUGGAUGAGGGGAUUGAGUGCACCCUCAAUAAGUUUGCAGAUGACACCAAGGUGGGAGGGAGUGUUGAUCUGUUUGAGGGUAGGAAGGCUCUGCAGAGGGGUCUGGACAGGCUGAAUCGAUGGGCCAAGGUCAACUGUAUGUGGUUCAACAAGGCUAAGCAUCAGGUCCUGCACUUGGGUCACAACAACCCCAGGCAACGCUACAGGUUUGGGGAGGAGUGGCUGGAAAGCUGCCCGGAGGAGAAGGACCUGGGGGUGCUGGCUGACAGCCAGCUGAACAUGAGGCAGCAGCGUGCCCAGGUGGCCAAGGAGGCCAACAGCAUCCUGGCUUGUAUCAGGAAUAGUGUGGCCAGCGGGAGCAGGGCAGUGAUGGUACCACUGUGCUCGGCACUGGUGAGGCCCCACCUUGAAUACUGUGUUCAGUUUUGGGCCCCUCAGGAGAAGAAAGACAUUGAUUUGCUUGAGCGUGUCCAGAGAAGGGCAACAAAGCUGGUGAAGGGUCUGGAGAGCGGGUCUUAUGAGGAGUGGCUGGGAAACUGGGGUUGUUUAGUCUGGAGAAGAAGAGGCUGAAGGGAGACCUUAUCACUCUCUACAACUACCUGAAAGGAGGUUGUAGUGAGGUGGGGGUUGGUCUCUUCUCCCAAGUAAUGAGUGAUAGGACAAGAAGGAAUGGCCUCGAGCUACACCAGGGGAUGUUCAGAUUGGAUAUUAGAAAAAAUUUCUUCACCAAAAGGGUUAUCAAGCAUUGGAACAGGCUACCCAGGAAAGUGGUUGUGUCACCAUCCCUGGAGGUAUUUAAAAGAUAUGUAGAUGUGAAGCCUAGGGACAUGGUUUGGUGGUGGACUUAGCAGUGUUACCUUUACGGUUGGAGUCUAUGAUCAUACGGGUCUUUUCCAACAUGAAUGGGUCUAUGAUUCUAACAGCUGGCUAAUGACGGGGACUGGAAACAAUGAUCUCAGCAUUUAUGUUUUAUGGCUUUUGUUUGGAAGAUCAAAGGAAGUCAGGAAAAAGGUUGAUUCCUCAUUUCCCUGUCUCAAAUUCCUAUCCUUCCUCUCUAAAUUAUGCUGUGUAAGGGACCAUUUUUAGACUGUACGCUCUUCAGGGCAGGGACUAUCUUAAUUUGUGUUUGUACAAAGACUAGCACACUAGGGCUUGAUCCUUAACUGAGAUUUCUGGAUGCUACUUAUUAUAGAUAAUAAACAACAGUAUGGACUACCUGUCUUCAACACCACUGUCUAUCCACACCUUGAAAGAAGGCUAAAAAUUGUCCCCCAUCCUGAUGGGGUUACUGAAGCUGGUUAAUAUUUUUGUUUCUCCAGAGAAAAAUAUCUUGCUGGAAACUGGGGAAAUGUUGGUCUGAUAUUUUGGGGUGUAUUUUUCUGAUUAUUUUUUUUAAGAACAAAGUUGCUUCAAAUCAACACUGUUCAGAAGCAGUCUCUACCAUUUAAAAUCAUUACUUCUAAAGCAAGGAAAACCUUUGCUUGGUCCCCUCAGUCUGCUGCCAUAUUUCCCCAAGUGUUUUGAGAAGGGUUUUGACAUUAAUAUCUGGUGCACUUUAUUUUGGCCUUUCUGCUCCCCAUAGUAAUGCUGAUUACUUUUGGGGUGAUCUGCAGGCUCUGAAGAACAUCUCCCCCAAGAGCUACCCAGCCUCCUGUCCUAGAACCUCAUGGUGGAGCAAAAGCCAGCAGUGCCUGAGCAGCUGUCAAAUCCAGCC
This is a messenger RNA of Phalacrocorax carbo (great cormorant), 8054 nucleotides long. The record is from RefSeq and is a predicted model, not a curated record. Lineage: Eukaryota; Metazoa; Chordata; Aves; Suliformes; Phalacrocoracidae.